CUCAAUAUUGCGGAUGAUUACGCAGUUCUGCAAAUAUGGACAAGCUCGACAAUGCCAAUACUAUACUUGUUUCCGCAACGCUCAGACGCAGCUUACUGCACUCGAAGUCGCAACCAAGAAGCACAUCGCCAACUAUCAUGCCUGCAACAACUCCUGUUACGCCAUUCCAGGAACGUACGAUGCACCGCCAUUUUGUCGCCGCUACCAACAGCUUCACGACCCAGAGACGACACAUCUCCUCGACACACCUCCUCAAUCCAUCUCCCUCGAGCGCACAUUAGUCGACGAGACGUGCGAUCCAUGCCACGGGCUGAGAAAAUGUGCCUAUGAGCUCGAAGGGAGACUCUCCUUCCUGGACGCGGCUUUCGUCGCACGUUCGCUUUGUUAUGAGCAUCGCGUCGACGCUCAGCGAGUGCAUCGAAAGCUUCUGGAUAAAACGUACGGCCUCGCACGGUCACAACGCAACAUCGCAACAUCAUCGCUGAAACCUGCUGGAGGAAAUCCCGCGGCCGAAGAGUAAGGGGCAAGAGCUGGAGCGACAUACUAUAACAUUCAG
Messenger RNA from Zymoseptoria tritici IPO323, 556 nucleotides. RefSeq lists its product as uncharacterized. Lineage: Eukaryota; Fungi; Ascomycota; Dothideomycetes; Mycosphaerellales; Mycosphaerellaceae. The transcript has a single exon. The record is from RefSeq and is a predicted model, not a curated record. Bases 14 to 520 code for a protein of 168 amino acids.